CCUGGAUCGUACGGAACUUGGUGGACUCGGGCUAGGUUGAACCCUACUGUUACCCCGGAGGAAUGCCACCAAGCUGCUACGCACGGGGAUGGCGAAUGCUAGGUUGAUUAGUUUAUGGGCUAAGACAAGCCUUUGAGAGUCGAGACUUUCAGACAAGGUGAUUUCGAAAUACGAAGCCGAGUUCCAGCUGACAUGGGAUCUUCGGUCUAUCGAUUUACUACCAAACUACGACGUAGUUGAUCUGAACUAUCACACCCGACGGCUAUAUAACAAGACUCUUGCGACCGCAAAUAAUCCUGUCUUCUCCAGCAACAAACAACAUCUUCUCUCUCACCUCCACAACUUCAAUCAAUUCUCACUCUUCUACCUCAACACCACCACCUCAACCUACAAAACCCACCCUUCAAACCCCAAAAUGCAGUUCUCCGCCGCCCUCGUCGCCAUCCUCUCCGCCGCCUCUGGCGCCAUGGCCGCCCCUGCCUCCAGCGCCGUCUCCAUGAUGGCCGCCACUCCCCAGUGGACUAUCCAGAGCCUCAACCGCGUCUGCGACAAGGCUGACACCACCUGCACCUGGAACUUCAAGAUCAACACCGGCUCCGGCGCUGCCACCCCUUGCAAGUACGUCGUCAAGGGCAAGAAGGCCUCGCAGGCCAACGGCGGCCCCUCCAAGUGCGGCACCUUCACCAUCACCUCUGGCUGGAGCGGCCAAUUCGGCGCCGACAAGGGCUUCACCACCGUCUCCGUCGUCAGCAGCAAGAAGCAGAUCAUCUACCCCUCCUACACCGACAAGCAGCUUGCUGGUGGAAAGGUCGUCAAGCCCGACCAGUCCUACGCUCCUGCUGCCCUCCCCUAAACGCCUCAUGGUCGAGCCAACAACUUCCGACAAGCAUGGGCAUAAUGCAUAAUCUUAAUGUGGUGGAUGAGGUUAAAUAGAAACAUUGUAUAUACGGCAUACCUAGACCUUAAAAUGAUAUAAUUACUAUAAA
Ilyonectria robusta is the source of this 986-nucleotide messenger RNA. RefSeq lists its product as uncharacterized. The record is from RefSeq and is a predicted model, not a curated record. Bases 416 to 853 code for a protein of 145 amino acids. The transcript has a single exon. Lineage: Eukaryota; Fungi; Ascomycota; Sordariomycetes; Hypocreales; Nectriaceae.